Messenger RNA from Manis pentadactyla (Chinese pangolin), 1467 nucleotides. RefSeq names its product coagulation factor VII (gene F7). The transcript is spliced from 8 exons. Gene Ontology annotation, biological process: proteolysis; blood coagulation. Gene Ontology annotation, cellular component: extracellular region. Gene Ontology annotation, molecular function: calcium ion binding; serine-type endopeptidase activity. Bases 90 to 1442 code for a protein of 450 amino acids. Lineage: Eukaryota; Metazoa; Chordata; Mammalia; Pholidota; Manidae. The record is from RefSeq and is a predicted model, not a curated record.
CCCGCCCCUCUCAGCGCUCCGAGGCCUAGAACUUUGCCUCCUGCCCCACAGGGAACGUCCUCACGCAGGCAGUGACCCCGGGACUGAGCAUGGCUCUCCAGCCCCGCGGGCCGGCCCUCCUCUGCCUUCUGCUGGGCCUGCAGGGGCCUCUGGCUGCAGUCUUCAUCCCCCAGAAGGAAGCCCACGGCGUCCUGCACAGGCGAAGGCGCGCCAACUGGCUGCUGGAGGAGCUGCGACCCGGCUCCCUGGAGCGAGAGUGCCGGGAGGAGCGGUGCUCCUUGGAGGAGGCCCGGGAGAUCUUCCAGAGCAGCGAGCGCGCGAGGCAGUUCUGGAUUUCUUACAAUGACGGGGACCAAUGCGCCUCGAACCCGUGCCAGAACGGAGGCUCCUGCGAGGACCAGCUCCAGGCCUACCUCUGCUUCUGCCCGGACGGUUUCCAGGGCCGCAACUGCGAGACAGACGAGAAUGACCAGCUGGUCUGUGUGAAUGAUAACGGAGGCUGCCAACAGUACUGCCACGACCACGCGGGGAGCCGGCGCUCCUGCGGGUGCCACGAGGGGUACGCGCUCCAGGCUGACGGGGUGUCCUGCGUGCCCACAGUUGAAUAUCCGUGUGGAAAAAUUCCUGUUCUGGAAAAAAGAAAUGGCAGCAAUCCCCAGGGCCGAAUCGUGGGUGGCAAGGUGUGCCCCAAAGGGGAGUGUCCCUGGCAGGCUGUGCUGAGGCUGAACGGCGCCCUGCUGUGUGGCGGCGUCCUGCUCGAUGCCACCUGGGUGGUCUCUGCAGCCCACUGCUUUGACAGAAUCAAGAGCUGGAGGAACCUGACAGUUGCUUUGGGUGAGCACGACCUCAUCGAAGAGGAGGGCAGCGAGCAGGAGCGGCACAUCUCUCAGGUCACCGUCCACGCCAAGUACAUCCCGGGCAAGACAGACCACGACAUUGCCCUGCUCCGCCUGCGGGACCCCGUGGCCUUCACGGACCACGUGGUGCCCCUCUGCCUGCCUGAGAAGACCUUCUCCGAGAGGACACUGGCCUUCGUGCGCUUCUCGUCUGUGAGCGGCUGGGGCCAGCUCCUGGACAGGGGUGCCACAGCCCGGGAGCUCAUGGCCAUCCAGGUGCCCAGGCUGAUGACCCAGGACUGCCAGGAGCAGUCGCGCAGGAGGGCGGGCUCCCCAGCGGUCACGGAGAACAUGUUCUGUGCCGGCUACCUGGACGGCAGCAAGGACGCCUGCAAGGGCGACAGUGGGGGCCCGCACGCCACCGAGUUCCAGGGCACGUGGUACCUGACUGGCAUCGUGAGCUGGGGCCAGGGCUGUGCAGCUGAGGGCCACUUCGGGGUGUACACCAGGGUCUCCCAGUACACGCAGUGGCUGCUCAGGCUCAUGGGCUCCCAGCCGCCCUCGGGGGGGCCUCCUCCGGGCCACACCCCCCAGCACCGCUCCUGACCAAUAAAGCUGUCACUGCUCUUGG